CUUGGCUGUUUUAGUGCACAUUGGAAAGCUAUAGGACCCAGACGCGCGUGUUCGUGUGUCGUGACGCAAGGAUACCUGUGACGCGGCCCUGCUUUGGGUGACGAUGCGACGUACGUACGUGUGUCCUGGAAUUGCUGUGAAAUGCCGACACGGAAAAGUAAUUAAACUGUAAAAGAAACUGGGUUGAAUUCGUAUCAAUGUGUAUGGUUGAUUAGUGUGCCAUAAUCAGGUGUUUGUACAGUGACUUGGUUGUCGAGACUUGAAACGAAGCGUGCUACUUGAAUGUGGAAAUAAAUGAAUGUGUAAAACUUUGACAAUGAAAGUGUGAAACAAAGAUAAAAAAAAAAAAAAACGUAACACGAUACAAAUUAAAACUUAGACUUAUAACUGUUGGAAUCAAGCACCAAAACAUCCCGGUGAUAUAAAAAAAAAGUGAAAAACAAAGUGUGGGAAACGUAACGUGAAAGAAACGUCGCGCAACAUUCGAUAAAGUCUCACUAGUGCCAGAAAACUCCCGCCCCGUCGCCAUGUCGUACUCUGAGGGCGAGUGGACAGAUGGUAAUGCUAACGCGCGUCACUGGGGCACGGAGGAGAGCGAAGCGGACAUGCAGGAGAAAGGGCAUCUGUGGAGCAUUGUGGAGACGGCGACGCGGCAGGAAAUGAAGACGUCAGGCGGAGACAACCCAGCGGAGACGAUGAAGGUGGAGUGGGUGGAAGGGGAGAGCAGCGUCGGCAGCACCUCCUUUACUGACAUGACCUCCACCAUGAGGGUGACACGAGAAGCCACCAACGCCCUCUACCCUGAGCAGUCCAUGCACCAUCUCGUCCCCAGCAACUCAGACCAGGCCCAGUACCUCUCCCGCUCUGCGGUGAACUCCGGCGAGGGACAGGGCGGGCAGGGCGGAUCCCCCUCGGCCUUCAUGUCCAUCAUAAAUACACCCAGCCCUUCCAGCAACAACUCUGACAGCUCGCACUGUGCUUACACCUCGCCGCUGUACUCCCCGCAGCAUCCUCAGAACUUCUACGGUGUUUACAGCCACGGUCAAAACCCACAACACAACCAAGUAGCCACCUCUCCCACAUACAACUCUCUCCAUGAUCAUUCCCCUUCCACUUUUGGACCCCCCGGCCAAGUCACACCAUUGAAUAACCAUAUCUCUCCACAAAUGACGCCUGCCUACAACCAAGUGCUCUAUCAGACAGCAUCUACAUACAGCUACCAGCAGGACCUAGUCACGCCCACCUGCACCCACCCUCCUGACGACACCCCUUCCAUUUCCGGCACACGCUCUUCUCACAUCUCUCCGGACGUAACUCCUCUCCCAGCGCCCGUCGCCACCUCUCCUUACCACGAAGAUUCCAAGGUGCGGAAUGGCAAGAUGUACUACACCACUUACCUCAACAACCACGGCGCGGCGGUGCCCAAGCUCGAGCGUCCAGCCAGGCACCCGUCAGGCCCCACGCCCACCCAGGCUGGUCAAGGCCGAGGGCAGCUCGCUAUGCAGUUUCCAGAGACCAAGCUGUACCCAUUGCCUCCCAAUGUGUCACUGAGUCGAUUCUUCCAUGGAUUUGAGAACAGCUUCCCCUAUCACGUGUCGCCCCAACAGGGCAGCCCGGCCAGUCAGGGAUUUGGCUCCGUCGCCUACCUGAAUAACCAUGGCAGCGCACCCGGCAUGUCCUCGUCUCCCCAAGUAUCUGCUCAAUUCCCAGCAUCUUACCCCGCCGCAGGCGUCGCCCCACACCCGCACACAUGUGGUGGCGCCCGGCACAAGACGUGCAAUAAGAACAAUAACAGCAAACGUGAACCUAAUCGCGAGUCCCCAAAAGGAUCGCCGUGUGGCUCCGUCAAGGAGAAGGAGCGUAUCGCCAGGCGCGCCGCCAGGAAGCUCAGCCGCGGUGUACUCAAGAGGAAGCGGGGCUGCACCUGUUACUCCUGUCAGAUUGUGUUCGCCUCCUCGGGCCACCUGAAGCGCCACAUGGAAGCCCACGGCUCAAAUCGCCGAUUCAAGUGCCCUCAUCCUUACUGUGACGUGGCCUACAGCCGCCAGGACAAUCUCAAAGCCCACGUGGCCAAGGCCAUCCACCGCAGGGAGGGAGACCCUUACACCAUCCCAGUCUCCGAUGAUGAGGACUCGGACGAUGAGGAUUGCAGCUUUGGAGGAGACUACAACAUCGUCGGCAUUAACGACUUCUUGAACUACGAGCCGCACGACGACGAUGACGUAAUGUGAUAGGUAAGGAAGCUGCGCCCCGCCCAGCCCCUUCCCAUCCCACCCAAACUCUUCAGACUGACCUGGACUGUUACUGAGGACUUCCUUUGACUAUUUCUUUGACUUCUUGAGUACUUUUGGUGUGCAUUGUCUCACGUGGUUAUUUUCCACAACUUAAUGAUUAGUUUAACUACAUUAGCAUUAGUUUUAUAGCAUUAUGCUUGAUUGUUACAGUUUUGUUUUGAAAAAAAUAUCUAAAACGUGUUAUACGUUUAUAUGAUAUUCAUAUAUGGUGUUUGAUGUUUAUUUUAUAUUUUUAUUUUCAAAACAAAUUUUUAGCAGCGUUGAGCCUUCAGUUCCAGAUUGAGGGAAGCGGUGCCCACUGAUUUUGUUUUUUAAAAAAAGACUUGAUACUCCUGUGAAAAUAUGUAUAUAGUGCAUAUAUAUUUGUGACGCUUUACUUUAAGUAUGCUUACAAAUUUUAAAGAUUUUUAGUCCACUCACGCUUGCCUAAGGAGCAGCGGAGGAGUUUGGUUACAGUGACACGGGGCCGCACGUCCCUCGGGGCGUGAGAGCGACGAGUCAUGAGAUGCUUGGGUUUACUUUCAUCUGUUGUCUUUAUUUCACUCAGCACAGCGGCCACCAAGUCACUGUCUUACUAGCUUUAAAGUCCUGGAUGAUUCACAGUAAAAUUCAUGCAGUUGUGUAAUAUACUGGUGAAAAAUGUUAGAAAUCAUGAAAAAGAUCGUACGAUUACGGUUCUAUUCAAAAUUGGUGCACAAAUAAUAUACAUGUGGCGUGCUUUUUUAGUCAUGUUCCUGCAUCGCCACUUAGUAUUCCCCGGGACCCCCUGACGAGAGACCGGUUCGUAUCAAGCUGUCAAACGGCUGAGAAGUGUUAGGCAGGUGAUCAUCCCCGGUAGGCAGCAAGUGACACUGAAGCUGAGUGUUUGUGUCUGACGUUGUGAUAAUGUCUGAAUUGUAUGUAAUUGAAGAAAUAAAAAUAAAUGGU
This is a messenger RNA of Portunus trituberculatus (swimming crab), 3221 nucleotides long. Its product is annotated as C2H2 type master regulator of conidiophore development brlA-like. The coding region runs from base 528 to 2231 and encodes 567 amino acids. The record is from RefSeq and is a predicted model, not a curated record. Gene Ontology annotation, molecular function: DNA-binding transcription factor activity, RNA polymerase II-specific; RNA polymerase II cis-regulatory region sequence-specific DNA binding. Gene Ontology annotation, biological process: regulation of transcription by RNA polymerase II. Gene Ontology annotation, cellular component: transcription regulator complex; PcG protein complex. Lineage: Eukaryota; Metazoa; Arthropoda; Malacostraca; Decapoda; Portunidae. The transcript has 3 exons.